CCACAAAAUCGGUGAGCGGCCGUUUCGAUUUUCUACUCAAAUAAACAUUUUUUGACUGAAUAUGUAAUGGUGGAUACGUUUGAAAGGUUCACAUCUAGCAGAACAGAUAAUUGAGAACUUUAAAUGAUACCACCAGUUUCUUAAAGACCUGCUUACUUGAUGAACUUGAACGGCAAUGAUGUCUUCCGAUAGCGAUGGUUACGAGGCCUCAGACUCAAGCUAUAGGCCCAGAGUAUUCUCAAAUGAGUACAGGUGUACAAAGCCUCGGCGGACAGCAACUGGCUCCUCGUCAUCGCCUGAUCAGGUCAAAGAGUUGACAUCUUCCUUAAGGAAUACAACUAGGAAUUUGAAUGCAGUUGGUGAUUUGAUGGGCCAUUAUAGAGACAACAAUGAAAGACAAAGCGCUGCCAUUGAAAGGUUACGAGACAAUCUUGCACACUCUACGGAGAGUCUCAAGCAAGAGAGAUUGAACAGAGCAUCGGCUUUGCAUGGGUCGUAUGGCAAGAGCAGCCGACCCCUCAGGAGCAGUGAUCUGGAAGACUCUAGAGGCAGGAGGAAGUACAAACCCACAUCACCUCAUGACGAUUACUAUGGUGUCAAUGAAUCUAGACGAAGGAAAGGUAGGAGGCUGAGGAAGCCUUCUGUACACUUUGAUGAGGACCUUGAUGAGGUUCACGAGAUCCAUCAGACAGUGCGUGACUUGAGCAGCGAUCAGAUCCGCCUUGAGGAUGACCUAGACCGGGAGAUACAACGAAGGACUCAGUCGGAGAUUGAGAGUAAGAGAAAUCUUCAAGGUCUCUCCGACAGUCUCAGGGAAUCACAAAGGAAGACGGAAAAAGAAAAGUCUUCUCUAAGGGUAGAUAAGAGGUUACAAGCGAUCCAAGAAGAGCUUCGCCAGCAGAGAAUGCAGCAGGAGUCAAAACAACGGAAAGCUAAAGAGACCACUUCAGUAUCAGCUGAACUCAAACAGGCAUUAGCGACACAGUCUAAACAAGAAGAGAAGGAGAUGAGAGAGCGCCUGUUGAAGGCAGAGACAGAGAAGCAACAACUGACCAGGCAACUGGAAACAACGCAGAGAAAACUCGACAAAUCAGAAGGCAUCAAGACAGCAAUGCAACUACAGAUGGACGACUACAAGAAUAAUCUAAGAGUCUCUGACCAUGAGCGAUCAAUCAUGCAGGAUAAACUGUCUGACUACCAAGAGGCCCUCGAAGACGAAGGGGUUCCAUUGACGAGGAGAGACAGGAUGCAACAAAGAUUAAGAGACACCACGGAUAAACAAGACAGGGAGAGGCAGCAACUGGAGCAAGAGAUUGAAGCCUUAAAGAAACAGUUGACUCAAUCCCAAAGCGAAAAGGACCUUGAGAGUUAUCAGCGGGAAUUAAAGCGAAGUCAGAAACAACAAGAUCAGCUCUCACAACACCUGGAGAGUGUAACAAAAGAGCUUGAGGGAAAAGAGAGGCACAUCGCUCAUCUUACUUCCAAAGUAGAAGACGCCAGCACUGACUUGAAGAGGAGUCAACACCAGCAGAAUCUUGUGCUGACCCAGCUUGAGGAGCUGAAGAAGAGACUCGGCAGUGCGGAUAGGAAAGUGGAAGGGCAGGACGAGAGACUUGUGGAGCUUCAGAGUAAACUUGGAACCAGUCAAGAGAAGAAAGAAGAAAUCAGGACCAAAGCUAGGGACAAGAUAAGACAAUGGAAACUAAAAUGUGCUAAGCUGCAGAGGGAUGCAGACAGUUUCAAACGCAGUUUAUCCAAAGCGGUGAGCGACAAUGAGCAACUACUCAGAGAUACUGAGUCACAUCGCACGCUCAAUGGGACGUCGUCACAUCGUAUGGACAUUCUGCAGCGAGAGAUGAACGAUAUCCUGGAAAAACGAGCUCAGCAGGAUGAGCAGCUACGCCUGAAGGACAUUGAAACCAAUGAACUGAAGUCAGUGCGGAAAGAUCUUGAACUGGAGCUUCGAGAUACAAGGAACUUCAUGGAUAAGCUGGACAAUGAACUCCGAGCCCAUCAAGCAAGACACAAUGUCUUGGCAGACGAGAAACUGAGAUUGGAAGAAGAUCUUCAAUCAUCCAGAGCCAAACAUCAACAAGCAGAGGAUCACAUACAGAAACUUCAGGCCGAGUGGAACAAGUUGAACCUCCAGCAGUCUGAGCUGACGGGACAACUAGCCGAGGAGUCUGGUGGACGCAGAGUAGCAGAGGCUCACAUCAGGCACCUUAUGCAAGACAUCAAGACGUCCAAAGAUGAUGCAGAGAGACAAGCACAACAGCUUAAAGAGGAGAAAAUGUCCCAUGAAGUGUUUGCGGAGGAGUUACAGAAGAAGAUUGAUGACAAAAAGGGCAGAGGGGAGAGAAUGGUAAUGGAGCUGACAAACCGUCUCAAGCGAGAACGAGCAGAGAUGGAUGCCGAACUACAAACGCUGAAGAUCGAGAUUGCCGAUGCUCAGUCACAAGUGAAGACUCUUCGCAGGCAGUUGGAGGAGAGUAAAACAGAAGCUGAUAAAUCAACGGUCGACCUUGCAAGGGUCGAGCAGGAGAACGCCAAGCUGAGACGCAAGUACGAGCGAGCAAAGCUGGGCUUUGAGGAGCAAGCUCGCCACGCCGAGACUGAGGACUCGAGAGCCUCCAAUUUGGAGCGGCAACUGAAAAGGUCUUCAACACAGCUGCUGGAGCUGGAUGCUGAAUAUGAGAGCAUUCUCCGUAUCAUAAGUCAAGAGGUCGACCAUCUUGUGGAAGCAAUAUCUGAUCACCAUGGCGACGCAUACAAGGCGGUACUUUCCCCAACGAGAGACAUCAAAAACAAACCUCAGCACUGGCUUGCAGAUAUCAAGAGUAAACUUCACUGGCUGCAAGAAGAAAUGAGAACGAAACACGCUAACGAGAGGAGACUGAAGCGGGACUUGGAGACGAGUCGUACAGACAUUGAAGAGAUCUCCAAGUACACCGGGCAGGAAAGACGAGAGCUCAUGUCUCAAAUAACGGAGCAGAGCUCCGCAGUGAGAGAGUUACAGCAGGAUAACCAAGACCUCGCCAUGGGAAAGAUACAUAAGGAUGUGCUGGUGAAAUCAUUGGAAAAGCAGGUGGCCCAGUUAGAGAACCAUAUUGAGACGAACACCAAGACGUUGCGUCGAAGCCUUGAGAUGCUGCCUGAGCCAGAGAUCUUCUCUCCUGAUGUUUCUUCCCAUGACUAUAAGAAGCUCAAGGAUUUGCAAGCUGAGCGGGAUCGUAUCAAUGACAGAUAUAAUAGAUACACAGGCACAGUUUCUCUUCUGCAGCAGCAGCUUGAACAGGCCAAGAAUUCAUCCUUCCUUCAGUCCGGUAUCCACACAAAGAGAAGCCCCAAAGGUAUUCGCUUCAAAUCCCCAUGAGCCACAGUGGACCUUUGAGCCACAGUGGACCUUUAUCACGGUGCGGCCAUCUCCCAUUCAAAUCAAUGUAACCAAACCGAGGCUGGAAGGAGACAUAGUCUGGUUCCUUUUUUUGUAGAAUGAGUAUUAGCUUCCAUUACUGUUACUAGAUACAGGGAGCAUGACCAAGAUGGUGGCAGCAUGAUAAAGGUGUACACUGUUUCUAGAGUUGUAACCCGUGCUCAAAGACAGAGAAAAGCUCACUGACACAAGUGAGGUUUGAAACCUAUGCAAAUUUAAUCCCUCCAAUAUUUGUUUAUGAAACUUUCUAUAUUCAUGUAGUAUUAUACUUUUUUCAACAACAUUCCAAAGUGAAAGUGACAAUCAUAAUUGGAGAGUAUGCUCCAAUGUUGCUGCUGAUUUAGUUAAGAGAAUGGUUCAAUGUGCCUUUGCAUAAUAGUUUUUUAAAGUCACGUGAAGUAUUAUCGUACAUUUAUCUCAAGGAUUGUAAGUAUAAACACCAACCAGUAUAAAGCAGUUUGCACCUCUAAGUUUUUCCAAACAAUAGCUUUUGGUAUUUCCUUUUCACCAAGUAAAACUAUCACUCAGUGCACAGCAUGUAUUUUUGGGGUGACAAAAAUUUGAUAACAACAUGUGAUUAUUUAGGUCUGGGCCCAAUUUCAUAAAGCCAGUAAGCACAAAAGACAAAUCUUGUUUAGCAGAAACAGGUUACACCAGAAACAGGUUUACAGUGUUGCCACUGGUGUUCAACUCUUUUUUUGCAAAUUAAUUUUUCCACCUAGCAACUUUUUGAAAUUGUGCUCUCAGGUGAGAUCAGUUUCUUCAAAACAUGUAUCCUAACAGACAUCAGUAUUCAGAUUUAACCAACUUGAGAA
This is a messenger RNA of Asterias rubens (European starfish), 4248 nucleotides long. Its product is annotated as centrosomal protein of 128 kDa-like. The record is from RefSeq and is a predicted model, not a curated record. Bases 176 to 3373 code for a protein of 1065 amino acids. Lineage: Eukaryota; Metazoa; Echinodermata; Asteroidea; Forcipulatida; Asteriidae. The transcript has 24 exons.